Nothoprocta perdicaria is the source of this 2793-nucleotide messenger RNA. RefSeq names its product mesothelin-like protein. Gene Ontology annotation, cellular component: cell surface. The record is from RefSeq and is a predicted model, not a curated record. NCBI's taxonomy places the organism in Eukaryota, Metazoa, Chordata, Aves, Tinamiformes, Tinamidae. Gene Ontology annotation, biological process: cell-matrix adhesion. The transcript is spliced from 16 exons. The coding region runs from base 1 to 2793 and encodes 930 amino acids.
AUGAUGAUGAUCCCGUCCUGCGUCGCCGAGGCCGCCGUGCCCGGCCACCCGUGUUCGCACCCAGACCUCGAGCAGGACCUGGCUGUGGGCACCACGGACCCCGCUGUGCAGGCUGACGUGCUGGCCAGCUCUGCACCCCUCAGGAAUGACCCCGUCCUGCUGACACCAAGGAGCAAUGACAGGAGGAAGGGGCACCUCGUGGUCCAGCCCGGCACGGUGGCUGCCGCCUCGCUCGGGGCUGUCCCGGCUGCCACGGCUCCGUACGCCGGCCUUCCCGCCGCCGUCCUGCAGCGGCUGCAGGGCUGCCGGGCCGGCGACCUGCCCGCUGCCGAGCUCCUGGCGCUCGCCGAGGCCGCGCGGCGCCGCCGAGCGCUGCUGAGCCGCCCCCAGCUAUCCUGCCUGGCCAAACUGCUCGUGGCGCGGAACCUGACAGCCAACAGCACAGCCCUCCCACCCGACGUGCUGCUCUUCUUCAACUUGGCUGACGUGCACAACCAGAGCUGCAGAGCGUUUUACGCUCUGGCUUCUCAAGGCCGCCUCGACCUGCUGCCCAAGGGCUCGAGCCGAAGGACGCGGCUCCUGCACGGGGCACUCGCCUGCCUGGGCGUGCGCGGCCCCGGCCUGAGCCCGGAGCAGCUGGGCGCCCUCGGGGCGCUGGUGUGCGACAUGGAGCCGGCCACCAUCCCCGCCUCCCACGCCCGCGUGCUGGAGAACCUGAAGCUCUGCGCGGCGCUGUCCGGGGCGCAGCGAGCCGCCCUCAACGCCCUGCUCCUCAGAGGGGCCGCAGGAUACGGGCCUCCUUCCUCCUGGGAUUUAAGGAGUCUGCAAAGCCUGGGGACGCUCGUGCUGAGCUUGAACCAGACCCUUUGGGGCUCGGUGGCUGAGGAGGUGAGGAAGGCUUUCCGCAGGCGCAUCCUCGCCACGUACCGCGGCCAGGACGGGGCCCAGCGGGAGAGAUCCCUCGCCCUCCUCGGAGCCUUGGCGAGCGCGGAGCCUCCGCCGCGCCGCAGAGCCAAGCGCAGCGCGGAAGGCUGCCAGGGGAAGCCCAUCGACUCCAGCACCCUCUUCGACCCGUUCCUGACCCUCUACUACGACUCCAACGAGCAGUUCGAACUGUGCCUCACCGACGAGGCGCUGAGAAACAACCUGGCGCUGCUGCUGGACCAGCCGCUCACCAUGGACUUCCUGGGCAUCGUGAAGAGGCGGCUGGGCAAGCUUUACCCAGAGGGCAUCCCAGAGGAGCAGCUAAAGCAGCUUGGGCUGUUGGCCCGAUACUACACCGCAGAGGAGAUCAGCACGUGGAUGGUGACAUCUAGUGACACCCUCUUAGCCCUGUUCAACCCCCUGUUCGGCACGUGGAAAGCUCCCCAGGCCCGGCAGCUCGUCACCAGGUACCUGCAUCUCGGCGGCGCCUUAACCGGGCCCUUGCUGCAGACUAUCGGCGGCAGGAACCUGUGUAACCUGGACGAGGAGCACAUCAGCUGCAUAACUCCAGAAGCGAUCGGGUGUGCCGGUCCAUUAGACAUUUCUUCUUGUUCCCAAGCCAAGAAGAACCAACUCUACUCAAAAGCCCAGCAGGCCUUUGCAGGCCAGGCUGGCACCCCAGCAUAUUAUUCCCUGAUUCAACCAUACCUGGGUGGAGCUCCAGCAAAAGACCUGAAAGACCUGGCUAAAACUGGCAUUGCCAUGGACAUCGACACCUUUACUGCCCUAAAUCCUGAGGAACUGCAGAAACUCACUGUCAUGGAUGUGAAGAAUCUGCUCGGGAUCAACCUCCCUGAUCUGAAGCUAGUAGAAAACCUGCCUGCUGUGAUCAACUGGAUCAGGAGACAGGACCAGUGGGAGCUGGACCAUAUCCUGGGGAUCGGCCUGCAAGGGGGGAUUGUGAAGCCCAGCCCCACGAGCUCUGCCACCCUGGCUACCUUCACCCUCUCGGCCACCACUGUCCCCACAACAGCUGUCCUGGCCACCACCGCCCUCCCCACUGGCACCACCAUCAACAGCCACACUGCUCUGGGUUCCAGUAGCGGCACCCAUGCGUCCCCCACCCCAAGCACCAUCACCCCGACGCCGCCACACGCUCACAGCUCCCUCUCCAGCACUGGUGGGAGCCCCGCUAUCACCUCCAGGUUCACAACCCGACCUGCUCCAGUCCCUAGCUCCACCAGCCCGUGCUCUGUCCACCCGGCCACCACCUCAAUGACAACCAAGUCCCCAGCUAGUGCCCUCCUCACCACCAGCCCUACCGCUGUGCACCCCAGCCCCAUCUCAGCCAGCCUCCCUCCCCACCCUGCUCUCACUGGUGGCACCACCACUGCUCCAAGCACAGCUACAGACCCAUGGGCAGUCACCACCUACAAUACCAGUACCCCAGCGGUGCCCAUUAACCCUCCAGCACCUGGGGGUACCACCAACCCAGCCCCUUCUACCCUCAACACCACCACACCAAUGCCCGCUGUCACCACAGCCGCAAACAUCACUUCCCAAAACCCCACUCCGAUUCCCAGAACCUCUGUCUCCACUCAAAAAAGCGCCACCUCCUCAACCGUCAAGACGACGGCGUUGACUCACCAGACUGAAGCCUCUCCACCAUUUCUCAGCACCUCUUCCACCACAACCAGCAAUGAGACCACCAAGAAAAAACCCACCGAUGUGCCACAUCCACAGAACCAAACGCCUGUGGGAUACAUCAACCUGUCACCCGAGGCUGGCUCAGGGUCCAGGCUCUCCUCCUGCUCACUGCACAUAUUCACUGCCGCCCUGGGGAUGUCACUGCUGCAAGGGCUUCUCUGA